Ipomoea nil (Japanese morning glory) is the source of this 1014-nucleotide messenger RNA. Its product is annotated as suppressor protein SRP40-like. NCBI's taxonomy places the organism in Eukaryota, Viridiplantae, Streptophyta, Magnoliopsida, Solanales, Convolvulaceae. Gene Ontology annotation, molecular function: nucleic acid binding; zinc ion binding. The transcript is spliced from 2 exons. The record is from RefSeq and is a predicted model, not a curated record. Bases 1 to 1014 code for a protein of 337 amino acids.
AUGGAAAUAUGGAAUGUUUUUAUGGAACUAGGAGAAGGGGAUGAGCAGGAGAAAGACAACAAACUGACUGUAGCCAUGAAGAAGUUUGAACAUUUCAAGAUGCUUCCAAAUGAGACAAUCAUGGACAUGGAGCUGAGAUUCACCAGACUCAUGGGAGAUCUGACUAAUCUCGGGAAGGAAUUGACCGAGAAAGAAAGGAAUCUAAAAAUUCUUCGUGGCCUGCCAAAAUCUUGGGAAAUGAAGGUCAUUGCAAUGAGGGACAAUCGAGACAUGAAAACAACGAGCACGGCCAAGAUCUUUAGUGAUCUCAAAGCAUAUGAGUUCGAACAUGACCCGAAAGAUGCCGAAGAAUCUGAAACGAGAAAUAUCGCUCUCAUGGCCAACCAAUCAGCAUCAACAUCCAACAGGAAGAACAACUUUCAAGACUCUCAUCGUUCGGGUCACCGAAAGCAACACGAAAGUUCUCUUCAAACCUCAAAGGCAGAAACCACAGACUCGCAACUGUUGUGCUACAAUUGUCGAAAACCAGGACAUUUUAAGGCCAAUUGUCCUCAUCCAAUAGUGAGCAAGCAUCAAGAUAGUAACACUACCAAAAGCCCAUCCAAGGAGACUGGAGAAAGAUACAAAAGAAAUGACAAGCCAGAAUCAUCAGGCUCCAGAAACGAGAGAAGAAGGAAGGCAAUGGUAGUGAACGAAACCUCUGACACAGUUGUGAACGAAAGUAGCUCCUCAAGCUCGAGUUCAGACAUCGAAAGUUCUGAAGAAGAAAAAGGACUCCUAUGCCUUUUCAGUCAGGAAUCAGAAGAUCUAUGCCUUAUGGCUGACGAAGAUGAGGUAAACUCUCAUUCAUCUUCUUGUUAUUCAGCUGAGUCAAGUUCUGUAGAGAGUCAAACCUCCAAUGAAUCGGUUACCGAAAUGAUGAGGAGGUUCAAAGUGAUAAAUAACACAUACUCCAAACUUAAGGAGGAGAACUCUCGGCUCAUGAUUAGCUACAAUGCGCUAAGGCAAGUUUGA